Molecule: messenger RNA, 6359 nt
Organism: Dromiciops gliroides (monito del monte)
Lineage: Eukaryota; Metazoa; Chordata; Mammalia; Microbiotheria; Microbiotheriidae
Gene: MON2
Product: MON2 homolog, regulator of endosome-to-Golgi trafficking
Exons: 36
Coding region: 326-5407 (1693 amino acids)
Source: RefSeq, a predicted model, not a curated record
UCGGCUAAUGGCGGCGGCGAGACGAAGCGCCGGGCACAGCGGGCGCUGAAGCUUCUUGCCCCGUUGGCCGCUGGCACCGCCGCAGCUGGAGGAGGCGGGAGUGGGCCGCUGGCGACCCCGGCAGCUGCUCGGGCCGGAGCCAAGAGGCCGCGUCUGCACACCCGGCGGAGCUGAGGGGCCGGGAGGGGAAGAAGGCGAGGGGGAGAGGCGGCUGUGGGGGGCCGCAGCCUCGGGUCUCGGCCGCCACGGAGCCCGGAGCGAGGCUGCUGCUGACGGCGUGUGAGUCAGCAACCGGGGGGCGGUCCUCCCGGAGCUCGGGGGGAUCAUGUCCGGCACGAACAGCCCCGAGGCGGUGAAGAAGCUGCUGGAGAACAUGCAGAGCGAUCUGCGGGCCCUGUCCCUGGAAUGCAAGAAGAAAUUCCCACCUGUCAAGGAGGCUGCUGAAUCAGGAAUAAUCAAAGUUAAAACGAUAGCUGCACGAAGCACUGAAGUUUUGACAGCCUUAAAAGAGAAUAGCUCAGAGGUUGUUCAGCCUUUCCUGAUGGGAUGUGGAACCAAGGAACCAAAGAUCACUCAGCUGUGUCUAGCAGCAAUUCAGAGGCUUAUGUCACAUGAAGUUGUUUCUGAGACUGCUGCGGGGAACAUCAUCAACAUGCUUUGGCAGCUGAUGGAAAAUAGCCUUGAAGAACUAAAGUUACUUCAAACAGUUCUUGUUCUUUUAACAACCAAUACUGUAGUUCAUGAUGAAGCCCUCUCUAAGGCAAUUGUUCUUUGUUUUCGCCUGCACUUUACAAAAGAUAAUAUUACAAAUAAUACAGCUGCUGCUACUGUACGACAAGUUGUUACUGUUGUUUUUGAGAGGAUGGUCGCUGAGGAUGAACGACAUAAAGAUGUUGUGGAGCAGCCAGUUUUGGUUCAAGGAAACAGUAAUAGGCGCUCUGUGAGUACCCUGAAGCCCUGUGCAAAAGAUGCAUACAUGCUCUUCCAGGAUCUUUGUCAGUUGGUUAAUGCUGAUGCUCCAUAUUGGCUGGUAGGAAUGACAGAAAUGACUAGAACUUUUGGCCUUGAACUACUGGAGUCAGUCUUGAAUGAUUUUCCACAAGUCUUUUUACAACACCAAGAAUUUAGUUUCCUUCUUAAAGAAAGGGUAUGUCCACUUGUGAUAAAGCUCUUCUCCCCAAAUAUCAAGUUCAGACAAGGAUCCUGUACUUCAUCUUCCCCUGCACCGGUUGAAAAACCUUAUUUUCCCAUUUGUAUGCGUCUGCUGAGAGUAGUUUCCGUUCUGAUUAAGCAGUUUUAUAGUCUUUUGGUAACCGAAUGUGAGAUAUUUCUUUCACUCCUAGUGAAGUUUCUGGAUGCAGAUAAACCCCAGUGGCUAAGAGCAGUUGCAGUGGAAUCAAUCCAUAGGCUCUGUGUGCAGCCCCAGCUAUUAAGGUCCUUUUGUCAAUCUUAUGAUAUGAAACAGCAUUCUACUAAAGUUUUCCGAGACAUUGUGAAUGCAUUGGGAUCCUUCAUCCAGUCAUUGUUUCUUGUCCCAACGACGGGGACUCCAUCUACUACAACAAAUCAAGCUGGAAAUAAUAAUUCUGGUGGCCCAGCCUCAGCACCAGCAAACUCAGGAAUGUUGGGAAUGGGUGGAGGUGUUACUGUACUACCUGCUUUUGAAUAUAGAGGGACCUGGAUACCUAUUCUGACUGUCACAGUCCAAGGAAGUGCCAAAGCAACCUACCUUGAGAUGCUAGAUAAAGUGGAACCUCCAACUAUUCCUGAAGGGUAUGCCAUGUCUGUGGCAUUCCACUGUUUGCUAGACCUUGUUCGUGGCAUUACUACUAUGAUUGAAGGAGAGUUAGGACAAGUGGAAACAGAGAGUCAGACUACCACUGAAACAGCUUCUUCACCAGCACAAUCAUUGGAACAGCAAGAUUUUCAAUCAGUAUCUGAUCAGAUGGAUAAGGAAACAGUUAGCAGAGCUGUGUGGGAAGAAAUGGUUAAUGCCUGCUGGUGUGGUCUUCUUGCUGCACUGUCACUUCUUCUUGAUGCCAGCACAGAUGAAGCUGCCACUGAAAAUAUUUUAAAAGCUGAGCUGACAAUGGCUGCUCUCUGUGGGAGACUAGGCCUUGUAACUUCAAGAGACGCUUUUAUUACUGCCAUUUGCAAAGGCUCCUUGCCUCCACAUUAUGCUCUUACAGUAUUGAAUACGACAACUGCAGCUACAUUUUCUAGCAAAUCAUAUUCCAUUCAGGGACAAAAUGUUCAGAUGAUCAGCCCGUCGAGUGAGUCUCAUCAGCAAGUUGUAGCAGUUGGUCAGCCUCUAGCAGUCCAGCCUCAGGGGACAGUAAUGCUGACUUCAAAAAAUAUCCAGUGUAUGAGGACUUUACUUAACUUGGCACACUGCCAUGGAGCUGUUCUUGGCACAUCAUGGCAACUUGUCUUGGCAACUCUUCAGCAUCUUGUGUGGAUUCUGGGACUGAAACCUGGUAGUGGGGGUGCCUUAAAACCUGGGAGAGCUGUGGAAGGACCCAGUACAGUUCUAACUACAGCAGUUAUGACUGAUUUACCUGUCAUUUCCAACAUACUUUCGAGAUUGUUUGAAAGCUCACAGUAUCUUGAUGAUGUAUCAUUACAUCAUUUAAUAAAUGCCCUUUGCUCCUUAUCUCUAGAAGCAAUGGAUAUGGCUUAUGGAAAUAAUAAGGAGCCAUCUCUUUUUGCAGUUGCCAAGUUGCUAGAAACGGGACUUGUUAACAUGCACAGAAUAGAAAUUUUGUGGAGACCUUUAACUGGCCAUCUUCUUGAGAAGGUUUGUCAGCAUCCAAACUCCCGAAUGAGAGAAUGGGGAGCAGAAGCCUUAACUUCACUUAUUAAAGCAGGAUUAACAUUUAACCAUGAUCCUCCACUUUCACAAAAUCAGAGGUUACAGUUGCUUUUAUUGAACCCCUUGAAGGAGUUAUCCAGUAUUAUCCACCCUGACAUAAGACUCAAGCAAUUGGAAUGUGUAUUACAGAUUUUGCAGAGUCAGGGAGACAGUCUUGGGCCUGGAUGGCCAUUAGUACUUGGGGUUAUGGGAGCAAUCAGAAACGAUCAAGGAGAGUCUUUAAUAAGAACUGCAUUCCAGUGUCUUCAGUUGGUUGUGACAGAUUUUCUACCAACAAUGCCUUGCACCUGCCUACAGAUAGUUGUAGAUGUUGCAGGUAGCUUUGGACUUCAUAAUCAAGAGCUUAAUAUUAGCUUAACAUCAAUAGGCUUACUGUGGAACAUUUCAGAUUAUUUUUUCCAAAGAGGUGAAACUAUUGAAAAGGAAUUGAACAGAGAAGAGGCAGCACAGCAGAAGCAAGCGGAAGAGAAAGGAGUAGUUUUAAACCGUCCCUUCCACCCUGCACCUCCAUUUGACUGUUUGUGGUUGUGUCUUUAUGCCAAACUUGGUGAACUCUGUGUGGAUCCACGACCUGCUGUCAGGAAAAGUGCAGGGCAAACUCUCUUUUCUACCAUUGGGGCACAUGGAACCUUAUUGCAACAUUCAACAUGGCACACUGUUAUAUGGAAGGUUCUCUUUCAUCUACUGGAUCGAGUUCGAGAAGCUUCUACCACAGCUGACAAAGAAAAGAUUGAGUCAGGCGGUGGCAACAUACUCAUUCAUCAUUCAAGAGACACAGCAGAGAAACAGUGGGCUGAGACAUGGGUAUUAACAUUGGCUGGAGUUGCAAGAAUCUUCAAUACAAGAAGAUACUUAUUGCAACCUCUAGGAGAUUUUCCUAAAGCUUGGGAUGUUCUUCUUGAUCAUAUACAAUCAGCUGCACUCAGCAAAAAUAAUGAAGUUUCUUUGGCUGCUCUGAAAAGUUUCCAGGAAAUUUUGCAAAUUGUUUCCCCUAUGAGAGACUCUGACAAACCUGAGACACCACCAGCAGUUAAUGUACCUGUGCCUGUCCUUAUAGGACCAAUGUCUACUCCUGGUCUGAGUAGGCCAUUUAUGAGAACAGAUUCCAUUGGAGAAAGACUUGCACGAUACCCUGGUUCUGAGCCAUCUAUAGUUACAGAUGAAAUUGAAGAUUUGAAUCUCUGGUGGGCUGCGUGGAAUACCUGGUAUAGGAUUGGAUCAGAAAGUACUAAGCCACCUCUUACUUGUGAUAAACUAACUUUCAUUCCCAGCCAGCCUUUUCUUACAGCUUUAAUUCAGAUAUUUCCAGCUCUCUACCAACAUAUAAAAACUGGUUUCAGCAUGGAUGAUCUUCAAAAGUUGGGUAUCAUCUUACACAGUGCGGUCUCUGUCCCCAUCAGUUCAGAUGCCUCACCUUUCAUCCUUCCGUCAUACACUGAAGCAGUUUUGACAAGUUUACAGGAAGCAGUGCUUACAGCUCUAGAUGUUCUCCAAAAGGCCAUCUGUAUAGGUCCAGAAAACAUGCAAAUAAUGUAUCCAGCAAUAUUUGACCAGUUACUGGCAUUUGUAGAGUUUUCCUGUAAACCUCCACAGUAUGGACAGCUGGAAACAAAGCACAUUGCAAAUGCAAAAUAUAAUCAGAUCCAACUAUUUGCACCGGCAGAAUGGGUAGCCUUGAAUUAUGUACCAUUUGCAGAGAGAUCUUUAGAAGUGGUGGUGGAUUUAUACCAAAAAACAGCUUGUCAUAAAGCUGUAGUGAAUGAGAAAGUACUUCAGAAUGUGAUAACGACUCUUAGGAUACCUCUUAGUUUGAAGUAUGCCUGCCCUUCUGAAACCACAUGGAAAUUGGCAGUAUCUUCUCUGCUCAAAGUUCUGUCUAUUGGAUUACCUGUUGCAAGACAGCAUGCUUCUUCUGGGAAAUUUGACAGUAUGUGGCCAGAACUAGCCAACACAUUUGAAGACUUUUUAUUCACUAAAAGCAUACCUCCAGAUAAUCUUUCUAUUCAAGAAUUUCAAAGAAAUGAAAAUAUUGAUGUUGAGGUGGUACAGCUCAUCAGCACAGAGAUACUGCCUUAUGCUAAUUUUAUUCCCAAGGAUUUUGUUGGCCAGAUAAUGACUAUGCUUAAUAAGGGCUCCAUACAUUCUCAGUCAUCUUCAUUUACAGAAGCAGAAAUUGAUAUUCGAAUGAGAGAAGAAUUUUCUAAAAUGUGUUUUGAAACGCUACUCCAGUUUUCCUUCAGUAACAAAGUGACAACACCUCAGGAAGGCUAUAUCUCCAGAAUGGCCCUCUCAGUGCUCUUGAAGAGAUCCCAAGACGUCUUACAUCGCUACAUAGAGGAUGAGAGACUUAGUGGCAAAUGUCCUCUUCCAAGGCAACAAGUUACAGAAAUUAUAUUUGUUUUAAAAGCAGUCAGUACCCUUAUUGAUUCACUUAAGAAAACUCAACCUGAAAAUGACAGAUUUCCAGGCCCCUUCACCAUCUCCAGAUUGAGAACUCCUGAAGCUGCUGCUGCUUCUUCCUCUACCACCUGGUGAUACCACUGGCGUUUCAUCCACAUGGGCUCUAGACCAGCCUCCUCCUUGUCACAAAUCUCUUUUUCAACCUCAUUUGUUGAUUUAGGCUGGAAAAAUGUCUCACUCUGACCUUUUUUAGGUGGUAUUUUAAAGUUGUUCGGAGGAGAAAAUUGGGAGAGCUCAGCUGAGCACUUUCUUUACUCUGCCAUUUUGGCUCUGCCCCUUGUAAGUCUCGUAUUUAUGCGUUUUAGUAUCAUAUCCCCAACCAAAUGGCAAACCUUUUGAGGUCUUGUUUCCCAUAGCUUGAAGAAUAAUGCUAAGAUUGUAGUGGGCACUUAGCAGAUAUUUAAUUUUCUGAAAACAAAUUGUCAUUUUGUGAUCAAAUUUACCAAGAACAACAUCCAAGUGUAAGCCCUUGAACAUAGGGACUAUUUUCAUUUUUGUCUUUGUACAUCUAAAACCUAACGUAGUCCUUGUUCAUACCAGGACUUCAUGUUUGUUGAAAUGAUGAGUUGAUUUUAGAAAAACAUGGAAAGAGUACAUAAAAUAAUGAAGAGUGAAAUGAGCAGAACCCAAAGAACAUUAUACACAGUAACAGCAUCACUUUGAAUGAUUGUCAUUUUAUGUAUAAUAAAUAUUCAAAUAAGCUACAAAGGUCUUAUGAAGGAAGAUGUUAUCUACCUUUCAGAUAAAGAACUGACAAAUAGAAGUAUGUAUAGUAUGGUUUUAAAUGUAUGUAUGUACACACAUUUGUGUUUACUGGUAACCUUCUCUAGGGUAAGGGGAAGAGGGAGGGGAAAAUAAAUCAAAAGUGCACAGCAGAGAACCAAAGAAAAUUAUGAGAAAGCACAGAAAAGCAGAGUAGCUUUGAAAACGAUGCACAGUACUUAUUAAACAAACUAAGCAGUGUGAAAUGGAAAUUCAUGAUUUUAUAUUGAAUCCUCUUUGUAUGUUGUGCUGUGUACAUGGAAAU